Molecule: messenger RNA, 3936 nt
Organism: Hypanus sabinus (Atlantic stingray)
Lineage: Eukaryota; Metazoa; Chordata; Chondrichthyes; Myliobatiformes; Dasyatidae
Product: gastrula zinc finger protein XlCGF26.1-like
Exons: 2
Coding region: 552-2102 (516 amino acids)
Cellular component (GO): nucleus
Source: RefSeq, a predicted model, not a curated record
UCCCAGAUACCAGCACUGUGCCCAGUUAGAAGGUGAUUUCAUUCUCCAAUGUGUUGAACUUCACUGUAACAGUGUGAUGUCGGAUCGCACCUUGGCAACUCAAGUGAUCUCAUCUCAAAUGUUGUCCUUCACCCACUGAUGGAUUUUUAACUCUUUUCACAGGUUAAAAUCGACAAGGAAUUUGUCUAUGGGAAUUCAAACACAACACGCCAGUUGUGCUGUCUCUGUCUAGAUAUUUAAGGAGCAAGUGAUUCAAUCCGCCAUCCUUCCUGCUCAGACUGUGGGGAGGGAUUCACUCGGUCAUCUGACCAACUGGCACGUCCGUCAUUUUACACAGGGGAGAGACCGUUCACCUGCUCAGACUGUGGGAAUGGAUUCACUCAGUCACCUCAACUGAAACUACAUACUAUGCAAGGCCAUUCAUCUAUUCUGUGUGCGGGAAGGGGUUCAGUCGGUCUUCCCACCUGUGGACACAGCAGGCAGUUCACACUGGGCAGAGGCUGGUCAUCUGCUGAAUUUGUGGGGAAGGAUUCACUCAGUCAUCUGGCCUAAUGGCUCACCAGGGAGUUCACACCGGGCAGCGGCUGUUCGCCUGCUCAGACUGUGGGAAGGGAUUCACUUGCUCAUCCACACUAAAGGCACACCAGCGAGUACACACAGGGGUGUGGCCAUUCACCUGCUCUGAAUGUGGGAAGGGAUUCAGUAAGUCAUCUGAUCUACAAAAACACCAGCGAGUUCACACUGGGGAGAGGCCGUUCAUCUGCUCGGACUGUGGGAAGGGAUUCAGUCAUUCAUCCACCCUACACAGUCACCAACGAGUUCACACUGGGGAGAGGCCAUUCACCUGCUCAGAAUGUGGGAAAGGAUUCAGUCAUUCAUCCACCUUACAGAGACAUCAGCGAGUUCACACUGGGGAGAAGCCAUUCACCUGCUCAGAAUGUGGGAGGGGAUUCACUCAGUCAUCUGAUCUACAUAACCACAAGCGAGUUCACACUGGGGAGCGGCCAUUCACCUGCUCAGUCUGUGGGAAGGGAUUCACACACUCGUCCAAACUAUUGGCACACCAGUCAGUUCACACUGGGGAGCGGCCGUUCACCUGCUCAGACUGUGGGAAAGGAUUCACGCUGUCAUCUAAUCUACUGAGACACCAGCGAGUUCACACUGGGGAGAAGCCAUUCACCUGCUCAGACUGUGGGAAGGGAUUUACUCAGUCAUCCAGCCUACUGAGUCAUCAGCGAAUUCACACUGGGGAGAGGCCCUUCACCUGCUCAGAAUGUGGGAAGGGGUUCAGUCAGUCAUCCCAACUACAGAGUCAUCUGCGAUUUCACACUGGGGAGAGGCCGUUCACCUGCUCAGAAUGUGGGAAGGGAUUCAGUCAGUCAUCCCACCUGCAGAGACAUCAGCGAGGUCACACUGGGGACAAGCCGUUCACCUGCGCAGUCUGUGGGAAGGGAUUCACUGAUUCAUCCACCCGGCAGAAACAUCAGCGAGUUCACACUGGGGAGAAGUCGUUCACCUGCUCAGAAUGUGGGAAGGGAUUCACGGAUUCAUCCUGCCUACUGGUACAUCAGCGAGUUCACACUGGGGAGAAGCCGUUCACCUGCUCAGAAUGUGGGAAAGGAUUCACACAGUCAUCCCACCUGCAGAGACAUCAGCGAGUUCACACUGGACAGAAGCCAUUCACCUGCUCAGACUGUGGGAAGAGAUUCACUCAAUCUUCCACCCUACAGGCACACCAGCGAGUACACACUGGGGAGAAGCCGUUCACUUGCUCAGUCUGUGGGAAACGAUUCACUCUGUCAUCUACCCUACUGGUACAUCAGCGAGUUCACACUGGGGAGAAGCCAUUCACUUGCUCAGUCUGUGGGAAACGAUUCACUCUAUCAUUCCAACUACUGAAACACCAGCGAGUUCACACAGGGGAAAGGCCGUUUGCCUGCUCAAAAUGUGGGAAGAGAUUUGCUGGAUCAUCCAACCUACAGAGACACCAGCGAGUUCACACUGGGGAGAAGCCGUUCACUUGCUCAGUCUGUGGAAAGGGAUUCACUCAAUCGUCCCAACUACUGGCACACCAGUCAGUUCACAAUGGGGAAUGGCCAUAGUUAUGAAUCCUCGGGUUUCGUUUGCUUUGGACUAUCAUUUUAAGAGAGAGAGAGAGAUUAAGAAGGCGAAUCAGUCUGGCUUGCAGCUUGUUUACAUCGCUCACGGCUUGUUUUGUUUUAACCAAGGACACAGACACUCAGAGUCAUUCGGAGACGAAGGAGGCAAAAUGGAAGGAUCGAAACAAGGGAACCAGUGGCCAAGGGUCACUGUUUGGAAUUUCCCUAUGCCCACAAGGGUGGGUUAAUUAUCGAUUCAGCGUACAUGAAAUGUGUGGUUGUUACCUUGUUUGAUCCAUAGGAGUGGAUCUAAUUUGGGGUACCCUGUGAAGACUGCUGAUGUGUUAACCCUUGCCUGGGUGUGGUGUGGUUAUUCACUUGAAGCAGAUACCCCUUCUGACAAGUCACCUUCGGUGAUAAAUUAUACGUGGGUUUGGAACGACGACAAAUAAAAUUUACAGCGACUGUUCUCUCGUUUUACAGCCAUGGAACCUGUGGAAUUCGACAUAAUUGCAUUCUCUCAACAUUUACCAUGGAUUACAAAUAUCUCUCUCAUCACCUAUUCUGUGGUUGAACUGAACUUUCAUACUUUGCCAUCUCAAGAUUCCAAGCCUUGUUUCCCCCGAGCUCAAUAGUUUGGGAGUUUUAUUUACACACAUAUAUACACAUAACACUGUUAACUUUUGUUUAUCUUGCUUAUGUUACUGUAUUACAAGUAGAUCCUAAUAAAGAUAGUUUUAACAUCAAAAACAGACUCCAGGUAUAGUCUAUUGCUGCUGGUUCAUUUCUAAAACGUUAUGAUUCGUAACAAAAUUGGGGCCUGCAUCCAGUAUAUGAACAGAUUUGGGGGUGUAUUCAUUAAUUAUCAACUUCAUCCCUUUUCAUUUAUUUGUGUGUGGAAAAUCAGCAGCAAUGGAUGCUGAUAGCUGUCUGGAAGCACCAGCCUCUGAGGCAUUAGAGGACGCCAGAAGGAUUGAGUUGUUGAGCCUUGCUAGAAGGGUAAAACUUGCUAAGGUGAAAUUGACAAUGAGGAGGGCACAGAUGCAGAGGAUAAUAGCUGAACAUUAUGUAUUUGUUGGUGCGUUUAAAGUGGAGGAGUUGGAGGUGUUUCCUGAAAGUAAACCUCGUGAGCUUGAGCUCCCGUACAAGUGAGAAAAAUUAAACUGGCUGCGGAAAGGCAGAGGCAGUUUGAGGCUAGAGUGGCAGAAAAACAGAGAAGAGGCAGAAAAAUAGAAGGAGGAAACAGAAAGACAGAGGCUGUUCGAGCUGCAAAAGAUAAAGAGGUUGCAGCAAAGGAGUCUAGUGUUAGUCUCUGGUGAUAAAUUUGACGAGAGUUGGGAAGUUAAAUUGGUCUCUCCAUUUGAUGAGGCAGAGAUUGAUAAAUACUUUCAGCAUUUUGAGAAGAUUGCUCAGAGUUUAAAGUGGGUUGGCCUCUUCUCAUAAAAAGUGUAAUUAAGGGGAAUGCUCAACAAGCCUAUUCUGCUUUGACAAUUGAUGAAGCAGCUGAUUAUGACCUAGUGAAACAGGCUAUGCUCAAAGCUUAUGAGUUGGUCCCAGAAUCAUACAGGCAAAAGUUUAGAAAUUUGAGGAAAUCUGUGAACCAGACUUAUAUGGAAUUUGCUUAUGAGAAGUUUGUGUGUGUGACCGCUGGUGCACAUGUAAAAAUGUGAAUGAUGAUUUAACAGCUUGAAAGAAUUGGUUUUAAUUGCAGAAUUCAAAAGGUGCGUCCCUGAUGACAUAAAGACGUAUGCCUGUGUUCUGUAUGUUGAAGCACCAAAAAACCCACAGGGUUCUGAACAUUCUAUGGAAGCUUAGUUAAAGUCUGAGGGCUCUGACC